AUGGAUCGAGAAAUGGCAAUAAUAGAAAGCAGCAAUCAUCUCGGCACUUCAUCUCCUGCCAUCGAAACACAGUUUACGAUAAACUCUCCGCUAUUAAAGGAUGAAGGAACUAAAGAAAGCAUAACAGAUUCAUCGAGAAACGAGGUACCGAUUGAAACGAAACAGUCAAAAAGUCCCGAUAUAGUAACAGAAGAAGAACAUCCUCAAAGCACAAAAACUGAUAUUGAGAACGAGGUAGAGAAUCCUGUUACAGACGGAAACGGAAAUCUGAAACUAGAAUUACCAGAUAAUCUUGAUAAUGCUGACUUUUCUAAACUACUGGAAUUUGAUGCGAAAAAUGAUGAAGCUCUAUUCAAUUCAAAUGAAUUGUUAUCUCACACUAUGGAUUCUGUAAAUAACAUUGAUUUACCCGAUGAUCACAGCCGGGAAGUUUCAUCAAAAGAAAAUAUCGAUAUAGAGGCAGUAAACCCUCAAGAAGACGAAAAGGAGAAAACUCAAGAUAAUACAGCAGCAAUGAAAACAGAGGAAAUAAACACCUCUGAAGAUACAAGCAUACAAAAGAAUGGACGCACUGCUGAUGAGUUAUACACAGAUGUGCAUAAAUUAUCAGCAAACAAAGAUGCUGGUGCCCUGCCAGAACUAGUUGACGAAAAAAACAGCAUACUCCAUAUGAGGAACAAUUCGAUAACACCAAUAAUGUUUCAGCAGCACGAAUUAGUAGGACAACCGCCUCAAAAUACCGUUACCGAAAACAAUAGUACAGACGCUGAAACUACCGAACGAAAACCAUCUGAACCAAUUAACGAAAGUUUACCACUUCCAAAUGAACAACCGACUAUCUUUGCAUAUGCAAGACUAGAUUUUCAAAGUUUUACUUUUUAUGUGCAAACAUUACAUGCAAUUAUUGGAAGGAGGUCUGAGAAUGACUUUUCCCAUAAAGUUGACGUUAAUCUUGGUCCUUCGAAAUCUAUAUCGAGAAGACAUGCUCAGAUUUUUUACAAUUUUGGGACGGGAAGGUUUGAGUUGUCCAUAAUAGGGAAAAAUGGUGCUUUUGUGGAUGACAUUUUUGUUGAAAAAGGAAACACCGUUCCACUUCGUAACAAAACAAAAAUUCAAAUUGGACAAAUUCCAUUUCAAUUUAUUUUACCAGAACAAGAACGUAACGAUGAUAGCAAAAGUCCAGAAAACGCUGAUAUAACAGAAUCUGAAAUAAGUAUAAAAAAUCCCAAGAAAAACGAGGCCAAACCCAAGAAAAAGAUUACAGCAGGAACAAAGCCCAAGAAAGCGCAAACCAAACCGGCUGUUAAAAAAGAGAAGAAGCCACCGAAGAUACCAAAGAAAGUAUAUACACUGGAGGAAAUUCCAGUGGAAUAUAGAACGAAACCCACUGUAUCUUACUCCGCUAUGCUAACUACUUGCAUACGAAAGUAUUCGACUGCCAAAGGGAUGUCCUUAUCAGAAAUCUAUGCAGGAAUAAGAGAUCUCUUUCCCUAUUAUAAGUACUGUCCUGAUGGGUGGCAAAGUUCGGUAAGACAUAACUUAUCUUUAAAUAAAUCUUUUAGGAAGGUUUCUAAAGAAGGCAAAGGGUGGUUAUGGGGUCUUGAUGAAGAAUAUAUUGCAGAGAGGGAACGACAGAAAAAGAAACAAAGUGAGAUAGCUGUGGCGAAAGCACAAGCCGCACAAUUAAAACUCGAACAGCAACAACACAAACUUCAGCAAGUACCACAAAGGGGCAAAAAAGACAUCGUUUCCCAAAAAUCCAAUGUGAAUGCGAGAAAACAAAACAUCUCACAAACUCUUGCAGCAAACAGGGCCGCCUCUAAUAGGAAAAAUACGGCGAGCGAUAAUCAAAGGACAAUGAAAUAUUUGCAAGAACAACUUGUCAUCUUGACACGAGAUCGGAAAGGUUUGUCUAAGCAGGUUAUCGCUGCAAUUUUGACACAGGCUCUAGCUAUGACAAUAAAUCAAGUAACACAAGCAGCAAAGAACAAGGGGAUUACGGGUAAUCCGCUUACAGCAUUGAUGGACAAGAAUCCUCAGCAUUUGAAUCUAAUCUUAGCGGCAGCUGUGAACGCAGCAACCGCAAAAGUUACAAAAGGUGAGGUAAAACAAUUAGUGAAUCCUGAAACUACAGCGGCGGCGGCUCUAGCAGCCAAGGCGCAACAUUCCAAACCAAUACGCCAGCCAAUAGUCCAGACGCCUCAUGUACCAGAUAGGCCUCCGUCUCAAUUAUCCGCAUCAGCUUCAUCACAUCCCACCAAUUACUUGCAUGAUAAACCACCAGGUUCGUUCGACCCAUCGUCUUUAUCUCGAUUUUUCCAACCGAGACAAAAUGCUAGGGCUGCAUUCUCUGCGGCUGCAGCCUCAGUACCGGUCACAGUUUCUCAAAAUGUUGACGUACAGCCCAAACCUAAGCCUGCACAGGACAAUGACUUAGAAAGUGAGAGCGGUACUAGUAGUAGUGGAGAAUCGAGCAGUGAGAGCGGAAGCGAGAGUGACAGUGGUAGCGAUGACGGAAGCGGUAGUGGUAGCGGCGAUGAUAGCAGUACUAGUAGUGAAAGUGAAAGCGAAAGUGAUAGUGGAAGUGAAGUGGAUGAAAAGAACAGUAAAAAUAAUAAGAGUGACAGCGCAGAUAUCAAACAUAACGAAUCUAAAGAUGAUAUUCCACCUAGCGACGAGAACGGAAAUAAUGAUAAGCAUGAGAUUCCAGAAACGGAUGAAGAAGGUCAUGAUUCUAAAAGGCAGAAGGUCAGCGAGGAUAUCAACCAAGCGAAUGUAACCGUUGGGGAAAACUUUGAAGGUGUGGAAAGUGGUACUAGCAUCUCUGAAAUAAAACCUUAA
Saccharomyces paradoxus is the source of this 2841-nucleotide messenger RNA. It is a transcript of the gene FHL1, whose product is annotated as Fhl1p. NCBI's taxonomy places the organism in Eukaryota, Fungi, Ascomycota, Saccharomycetes, Saccharomycetales, Saccharomycetaceae. Gene Ontology annotation, cellular component: nucleus. The coding region runs from base 1 to 2841 and encodes 946 amino acids. Gene Ontology annotation, biological process: regulation of ribosomal protein gene transcription by RNA polymerase II. Gene Ontology annotation, molecular function: sequence-specific DNA binding; protein binding; DNA-binding transcription factor activity. The record is from RefSeq and is a predicted model, not a curated record. The transcript has a single exon.